Molecule: messenger RNA, 1000 nt
Organism: Pteropus alecto (black flying fox)
Lineage: Eukaryota; Metazoa; Chordata; Mammalia; Chiroptera; Pteropodidae
Gene: MARCKSL1
Product: MARCKS like 1
Exons: 4
Coding region: 1-873 (290 amino acids)
Biological process (GO): actin filament organization; central nervous system development
Cellular component (GO): cytoplasm; plasma membrane
Molecular function (GO): calmodulin binding; actin filament binding
Source: RefSeq, a predicted model, not a curated record
AUGGAGCCAGCUCUUCACUGCUACGAUUGUCUCAACACAACAACACUGAACCCUUACCACAACCUGAAGUGGCACCCGGUGUCCUUGUUUUACGUUGGCAUGAUGAUACUCAGCAAGAGGAAGGGAUUUGUCGGGGUCACAAAGCUAGAAGGACAGAUGAGCAAACUGAGGCCCAAGAGGAGCGAGGACUGGCUUGUGGUUAUAGAGCAGGACGAGGCAGACCUGGGGCUAGAACUAAGGUCUCUGUGUACAGUUGAUGCUCCUCGGAAGGAGAUGGGGCCCUUGGGGCUGAGAACUGGGCUGUGCCAAGUCACCAUUCCUGAGGAGGCAGCAGGCACUUCCCCCGCUAAGGCCAACGGACAGGAGAAUGGCCACGUGAAAAGCAAUGGAGACUUAUCCCCCAAGGGUGAAGGGGAGUCACCACCCGUGAACGGAACAGAGGAGGCAGCCGGGGCCACUGGCGAUGCCAUCGAGCCAGCACCUCCUAGCCAGGGCGCUGAGGCCAAGGGGGACGCCCCCACCAAGGAGACCCCCAAGAAGAAGAAGAAAUUCUCAUUCAAGAAGCCUUUCAAAUUGAGUGCCCUGUCCUUCAAGAGAAAUCGGAAGGAGGGUGGGGGUGAUUCGUCUGCCUCCUCACCCACAGAGGAAGAGCAGGAGCAGGGAGAGAUCGGUGCCUGCAUCCAGGAAGGCACUGCCCAGGAAGGGAAGGCUGCCACCCCUGAGAGCCAGGAGCCCCAGGCCAAGGGGGCAGAGGCUAGUGCUGCCUCCAAGGGAGGAGACACAGAAGAGGAGGCAGGGCCCCAGGCUGCAGAGCUGUCCACUCCCUCAGGGCUGGAGAGUGGCCCUACACCUGCCAGCGAGCAGAAUGAGUAGCUGGGUGGGGGGCAGGUAGGUGAUCUCUUAAGCUGCAAAAACUGUGCUGUCCUUGUGAGGUCACUGCCUGGACGUGGUGCCCUGGCUGCCUUCCUGUGCCCAGAAAGGGAAGGGGCUGUUGCCCUCU